This is a messenger RNA of Impatiens glandulifera, 807 nucleotides long. RefSeq names its product transcription factor MYB14-like. The record is from RefSeq and is a predicted model, not a curated record. The transcript is spliced from 3 exons. Bases 1 to 807 code for a protein of 268 amino acids. NCBI's taxonomy places the organism in Eukaryota, Viridiplantae, Streptophyta, Magnoliopsida, Ericales, Balsaminaceae.
AUGGUGAGAGCUCCUUGUUGUGCCAAAAUAGGGUUAAGAAAAGGCCCUUGGACUCCUGAUGAAGAUGAACUUCUCAUUAAUCAUAUCGACAAACAUGGCUAUAGCAAUUGGCCUGCGGUUCCCAAACAAGCCGGUCUUCUAAGGUGUGGAAAGAGUUGCAGACUAAGAUGGAGAAACUAUUUGCGACCGGAUGUUAAACGAGGAAAUCUUAGCCAGGAAGAAAUAGAAACCAUCAUCAGACUCCAAAAGACCUUGGGAAAUCGAUGGUCGGCCAUUGCAUCACAUUUGCCCGGAAGGACAGAUAACGAAAUAAAAAACAUGUGGAACACUCACAUCAAGAAAAAAGUUGUAAUGCAGACAGAAAACAAUACUAAUAAUGAUCAGGAGCCAGUAGCUAAGGAUGUGGUCCAAUCCAACUGUUUAAGUUCAUCAACCCUAACCUUAAAUAAUAUCGAUGAUGACGAGGUAUGGUCAAAUAUGCUUUCGAAUUUUUUUGGUCAGAUGUCGCCUCAACGUUUACCGUUUGCUGGCAUUUCACCACCGAGGUCAAACGUCGGCGCCGGAAACACAUAUCCCGGUGACUCUGUUGGGUUCUCUGCAUUGAAUGAUCAGUUCUGGUUGGGCGGGAGCCAAACUAACCAGCUUGUUUCCAUCCCCGAAGCAAUUCCUUUCCCGCAGCCUCUUGAAGAUAAAUCCACCGACGCAGCCACCGCCGCAGACACCGCAGCCAGCACCAGUAUCUUCGGUGAUAUCAACGGUUGGUUGGAUUUUUCGGCAAGAGAUGAUGACUUGUCUGCAUUGUUCUAG